GGCCGAUGGGUGACUUGACUUGCUAUUGAGAAACCGGCCCUAUAACCACUAUGACAGAGCGUAAUAUCGAUAUUUAUCGAUUCGAUAUUCACAUAUCUUCUAAAAAACCGCCAUCACGCCCAUCACUAAGCUUUUUUUUUUGUUUGCAGCACUGAAUGGCGGGCUUCCAAUUUUCAAACAAAUAUCUUGGGGCUCGAAGUUAUAAAGAACCGAAUUUAUUUUUUGGUUGCUGGAUUACUUGGAUGAAUGCUUCUUCAAAUUUCAGCAAAUUGUUGAAUACAUUUUUGUUCUGAACAGAAAAAAAAAAAACUUUUUCUGACUUUGGUUUGGAUUGGUGUCUCCACCUAUCCGCGAUAUAUGCAAUUACCACCAGUAGAAAUGUCAGAAAUCAGCUGAGAUUUGUGUCUUGUGUCAUUAUUUUUAAUUUUAAAAAACUUUUAUUUUUAUUUUAUUGUUAUUUAAAUUUUAAAUUAAUUGCUUUUUUUUAAUUAAGUUUGACUAAAGAUGUUGUGUUUUUGAAACUUUAUACAUUAGUAAGUUUUGUUCUUAUUAAAGUUUGCUUAUCAUUAAUUAAUUAAAUAAUUUUAUUCAAAGAUAAUAUUAUCUGGUGUAUGAUUAAUCGAUUAGCCCUCAAAUUUUUAUUUUUAAAUUUUCUCUAUUGAAUAUUUGCCUAUUUUUCCCGGAAACAGCAUAAUUAUUUUCCAAAUACAGCAUUGUAUUGUUUUCGAGCUAACAUAGUUAUAAUUAAUACAAACUUAUAAAAUUAACAUAAUUAAUCAUAUUUUACCUUCGCAUUUAACUUUUAAAAAUACUUUUGAUAAUUAACCAAAACGUGCGCUCUUAUAAUUUCCUUCAAAACCCCAACUAAGCUCAGCAUAUUCCUGGCACCGAGCCAGUUUUGUCCAAAAAGCCUGUGCCGUAUGCCAAGAAUGUGUCGAGCGAGGCAUUCUGAAAUUAUUCUCCACUGUCCAAUAACGGCCGAUUUUCGCAGUGACGAUUUUUCCUGUGAAAGAGAGUGCCUUUUUUUUUGGAUGCGGAUUUUGAGUUUUAUUUUUUGAAUUUUGUUCGGUAGGUGUUAAUGGCAGAACAUGGCUGGAGAACCUAUAGUCGUGCAGGCACUCUAUACAUUUAAAGGGAGCAACAAUGAUGAGUUAUGUUUCAAAAAGGGCGACGUUAUAACUGUAUCCCAAAAAGAUGACGGCUGGUGGGAGGGAACCCUUAACGGAAAAACAGGCUGGUUCCCUAGUAAUUACGUUAAAGAAUGCACAGAUAUACCUAAACCAGUUUUACAGCAAGAAAACGAAUACAAAAAUGUAGUUUUAAAAGAUCUCAUUGACUCGGAAAAGGCUCAUAUACAGGAAUUGGGCGGACUAGUAACGAAUUAUUUGCAACCUUUGGAAAAAAGCAACUUAUUGACCCAAGAUGAAUUCAAACAACUCACUGGUAACAUUAACGAAAUCCUGGAUACCCAUCAGCAGUUACUUACACUGGUGGAACAAGAGUACUCUAAACCUGGCACUGAUCAACUAGUGGGCAAAUUGUUCCUAAAUUUGGCACCCAAAGUAAAGUCGGUUCAUCAGACUUACUGCUCGUUACAUCCCAGAGCAGUUGUGAUUUUGGAUAAAUACAAAGAUGAAUUGACGAAAUUUAUGGAAUCAAAAGGCGCCGCUAGUCCUGGUAUUCUAGUCCUCACCACUUUGCUAAGCAAACCUUUUAGAAGAUUGGAAAGAUACUCUGGAAUGCUGCAAGAACUGGAAAGGCAUAUAGAAGAGUGUCAUUCUGAUCGGGGUGAUACUCAAAGGUCUGUCAGUAUUUAUAAGGAUAUAGCGACAACUUGUUUAGCUACUAGAAGGCAAAAGGAAUUAGAAUUACAAGUAUUAACUGGUCCAGUAAGAGGGUGGGAAGGGCCAAAUUUGACCACAUUAGGCGAAAUUAUUUAUAUGGGUAGCGUAGCAGUAGGUACUCAACAUCACGACAGAUAUUUUGUCCUCUUUCCCGCCACUUUAGUCAUACUUUCUGUCAGCCAUAGAUUGAGCGCAUUUAUAUACGAGGGAAAACUGUUUCUUUCUGGUCUGCAAGUCACUCGGCUAGAGGACACAGAAACGUUAAAGAACGCCUUCGAAAUAAGCGCGCCCAUGAUCGACAAACGAGUUGUUGUCUGUCAAAGUAAACAGGAAGCUGACUACUGGGUCGAGUUGUUAUCCAAAACUCAAGGGAUGAGGACGUCGACAACGUCUAUCAGCAGUCACAAAGCUUUGCCUAGUCAGGCCCAGUAUGUGCCUCAACCACCUCCACAUCUGACCGCAAGCUUGAACCCAAGAGGCUACUGCAACCGAUCAUCAGUAUUAUCCUACAGGACGGCCCUCAACUAUCGUCCCACUUAUCCCCCGGUUUCGUACCCUCCUGCCGCCCCUUAUGCAGCCCUCACUAAGUUUUAUGCAAAAAAGAUCAAAGAACGCGCUCUUACGCGCAAGCUCCUCCGCAACUUGCUCUACGCGGAACAUCUGAACAAGAUGAACCUAAACUUAGUGAAAAUUCGGCAUCACAAAACGGAGGUGGUGAUAAUGACUAAAAAUUUGCACAUAAGAGACAGCGUUAUUAAUUGCGAUAGUGACGAAGAUGGAGAUUCCUCUGAUGAUGAUAAUGAUAAUCUGAAACCGAAAUCAGAUUCGAAUUCUAGCAGUUCUAGCAGCAACCCUUUUGGAUAUGUACGCUAUUACAACCCACAAACUGGCUCAGAAAAAGAAGAAACUUUCAGAUACGAAAGUUUCAUUGAUUAUGGUGAACCAUACAAAGUCAAAGAGCCAGAUGAAGUUAGUAUUUCCUCACUAAAUAGAGGCCCAAAAGUUGUCGAAGACGAACCCAAAAAGCCUAGCAUAGUUCUAACAUCUACCGCCAGGUUGAAUUUGCUUCAAAAACAAUGGUCCGAAGAGUCCGAAGCAAGUUCAACGAUGUCGCCGCGCAAAACUGGCAUGGCUUGUGAAAAUCUACAUACUUUAGAAGAAAAUAUGGAAUUCGACUCUAUAAACUUGUCAGAGAGUUAUAUGCCUAUUAUGAGGCAAAGUUGCCCUACUAAAUUCGUAGGCAAUAAAUUUAACGAAAGUAGUUUGACUACUGUAUACAUUCCUCCUUGGUCGAGCAGCGAAAAUAAUAUAUCUUGCAGAACCAGGCCUCAGUUAACUCCACCAAAUAGUACAGCUACAACACAUUCGAGCAGUUUGGAAUUGCCUGCAAACAUUUUACCGUUACCUGACAGAAUGCUCGCUGAGCUUUUGUACGGAGAAUUUGCAAAAGAGUCAGAUUUAACUCAACGCCCUGUGAUAAACCCGCCUUCCAUGUUCAGAGCUGAUUCAAUUAGCCUUAAUUUAGAUAAUGUACCAUUUCGUAAGCACAGUAUUAAUUCUGAUAAGCCUAGGAGGAGGUGCAGUAUUCAAAUGAAUCCUACCGAUCUCAAAGACAAAGCGAUUAAAAGGUGUAAGAGUUCAAAGUUUUUAAAUAUGGGCUGUGGAAAUGAGCCUGGUUCUUCAACUAAGUCAAUUUGUCGAUGCGGGGCUGAAUCAUGUCACAGUCACAGUCACAGAUCUUCCGAUUCAGGAAUGGCAGGUAGUUGCUCAUUGAAUAGUCCAGAUUUGGCCAAUAAUACUUAUAAUGAAGAAAGGCAUAGUAAUGAUAAUACGAUGAGUUUGUUGUAUCGCGAGGGUAUAAGCCUGAGUGAGAUUGAGGCAAGAAAUUAUGAGAACGAAUGUCCGUAUUCAUCUCCUUUUGGUUCCACACCCAGAACCUCCGGUGAAACCAGUCACACAAGAGACUCGUUGCGCACCACUUCGGUAACCAGCAUGGACAUGUUUCCGAACCAGUGGCCAGUUCAAAAAAUGUCGAUUUCUUCGGCGGGACCACAAAAGUCCAAAUCUGCAAGUUCGCUGUUGGACCAUCACGACCAGACUGCUGAGGACGAGGAAGAGGAGGCUCCGCCCACGUUCAAAUCCGGACUGUACGCCCACUGGUGGCUCAAAGCCAAACUGCCGCCGGAAAUUUUGAGGGGCAUUUACGAGGAGACGCGCAAACAAUCCAACAAUGCAGACGUCUCCGCUAAUUUCCGCCGCAAGCUCUAACCAUUCAGCCCCUAGUUCGCUUUUCGGGGGCUCCGUCGGGGGAGUAACGCUUCGUUGUUCUUCGCCCGUAGCAGGAUCAAGUUGGUCUGCGAUUUGUUUAAGACCCUCUGCGCCCCUAAGGCCGUGUUUAGCUCUAGGACCGGCUCCAGGGAGACCUUAUCAAAGGUACAACAACAGACGGUCCACCACUUACAAAGAGGACGGACUUAUUUUGGAUGUUAUUGAGGCGUAUUGUUCGUUGGGCAAACCACGAAGUACUGUCAAUUCGGUUGCAACCAGUGAGAGUUCCAAAACCGAUUCGACCAAAACCAACGUUUCAGAAGUCGUCACUUUGCUCGAAUCCAAAUACUAUGUGUUGGAAUACAAAGUGGCGACGUUGGCCUCUCAACUCAACGAGGAACGAGAAGCCAGGAUUUCGCUGCAAAAUAUUUUAAAGGAACAGCUGAUUGGUAACAAGAAAACGGAAAUGAACAGUAUUCCUGCGUUGGAAAAUAACAUAUAGGGUGUUUUUUGUUUUUUUGAGGCCUGCAAAGGUAUUUUGGAUUUUUAUUAGGUACAAUACGGUAUCAGACCAAAGUUUUACUUAAUUUUUUGGGGUUUUUCGUCUCUGCAAUAGGCGCUUUAAAAUUACAGUGUGCAAUAACAUUAUCAUAGUGUAUCUAAUCAAAUUUGUUGGUUUUAGGGCCAGUUUAUUCACUUUCUGAUAAACUGUCAGGUAUGUAAUCUGUAAUUCCAUCGGUCAGCCAGUUAUCUCGCCAACCAAUAGAUUUAUAGAGCGGUGAAUUUAUCUUGCAGGUAUAUACGAGAAAGUUUAUCUAAAGAUGAAUAAACAGGACCUUAGUGUAAUUGAUAUACAAAUACUCAUUUUAGUGUGCCAAUUUUUUACCAAAUCCCAAAAUUGUCUUUCAAAUGUUUAUCAAUAAUGGCAGCUCUUAUUGUUAUACAGGGUGUUCCAGCAUUUCAAAUGCUUAUAACUUUUGAACCAGGUGUGCUAGCUUCCUGCGGUUUGCGCCAUCCGACUUCUCUUGGCCUAAAGUUUUCUCCAGUUAGUUGCAAAUUUUUCUGAUACUUAUACAGGGCCAGUAAAAAAAAUGUUGUUUUUCAACAUCGAAAUUCUCCAAUAUUUUUAAUGGAACGCCCUGUAUAUCACAACGUCAAAAAAAAAAGUCAUGUACAAGGUAUCCAUGUACCAAAAAACAUCGUCCUUGAAACAUAAAGCUUUAGCAGUAAUAGUUAUUUGUAUACCAAGGCCGCGAAGUGCCUUUUAGCGUACGUAGAGAAAAGUUAUCGCCGAGGCCGCUUGCGGCCGAGGCAAGAUAAUCUCGAGGACGCUAAAAAGUUUCGCGGUCAUGGUAUACACACUAUUUUUUGUGCAACCAUGAAAAUUAUGUGGAAUUAUAGAAAAAAUGUACUCCUUUCAACAAACAUGUGGAACUAAUUACCAGUUUGAUGUAUAACCUGGUGGCUAUGGUGGCACAGCGUUUCCAUGGAUGUCAUGGAUGACAUAUUUUGCAAGUAAACAAAUACACAAAAAAUUUUGACGGUUCUCAAAAAAUCGUGAAAAUAUCCGACAGCGAUACAGAUGUUUCACUCUCUUGCACUCCUCCAGAGCUAAAAAAUAUGGUUCAAUCAGCUAUUUCUGAGUUAAUACCUGGAAAACUAAGCGGCAAUAUGAAAAUUGUUACUGCGAGUUCAAAAAAUUGGUGUGACAAACAAAACGUCAAAAUGGUGUCUGAAAGCAUAUUGGCUAAUUUAAUGCCGAAAUGGGAAGUUUUGAGAGUUCAAUUCAAAAACACUGGAUUAUUAGUUGCUUCAGCUUUAGGAGUAAAUAUUAGUAAUAAUGCAAACUGUCAUGUAAGUGUUAAUAUUUAUCCUAAAUAAUUUAUGUUGUUCUGAAGAAUUUGGAAAUAAAAUUUACUUAUUGUUGUUGUCAAAGUGUCAAAUUUUGAUUUAUAGUUUCGCGGCCGUCACCAAGGGCAACGGCCGCGAAAUUGAAUUUCGCGGACUGUGUGGCGGCCGCGAAAGCUCAUUUUGCGGAUGGUUGCACAAAAAAAAUUGAAAUCGAAAUCCUGGUAUUUUUGCAAACGCAUUUUUUAUUAGAAUAUUUACAAAGUUUUGAAAUUAUGUUUGUCUAAUAGAAAGGUAAGACAACCUGCAUAAAGCAAUAAGAAUUGCUGUAUAUGUUUGCCAUUCUGCUCCACGCAUUUAUGGAGUCGGAUCAGUAAAUGGUUGAAGCAAUUGUGUAACAUUUCAGCAGGAUUGUGCAUGCUUGCUGGGACUCUGUAACGAAUAUAGAUAUUUUCUCUAUCUCUAUUGGCGUCCCCUCUCUAUUGAGUUCGAAAAGAAGAAGACAGCAAGUGCCAUAGCGAUAAGGAUAAUGAUCUAUCGGUUACAGAGUCCGAGCCCCCAUUAUUCUUUAAUAUCAAGAGAAUCAUUAGAUAUGAAAUUUGGAGAAAGAUGGAUAGGAGCUGGUCCUAUAGAAUGGGCACCUUACUCUCCUGACUUGACGGUUCCAGACUUUUUAAAAAAUGCGUUUGCAAAAUACCAGGAUUUCGAUUUUAACUUUUUACAGCUGAAGUUUUAUAUGUAUUUCGAGGACUAUGUUUAUUGAUAUGUGGAUAGUUCUGUGCAUGGAUACCUUCAACAUGACUCUUUUUUUGACGUUGUGAUAUACAGGGUGUUCCAUUAAAAAUAGUAGAGAAUUUCGAUGUUGAAAAACAGCAACUUUUUUUACUUUAGCACACCUGGUUUAUAAGCAUUUCAAAUCACUCUAGGCUGGGACAGCCUGUAUUUUUAUUAUACAAUUAUAAUAAUUAUUAAUGUCUGUCCUCUCUUGUAUUAACAUUAUUGACUGAGAUUUAAUUUAUUCAAUAUAGCACCUAGGUUUAGGUCUGAUAAUGAGAAUAAAAGUUUUAUUAAUAAAUUAACAUGUAGGGUAGCCUUGUUGAUUGUAAAUCUUUUAUUUUUUUUGAAAGGCUACCCAAGGUGUUUUAGACAAAAGAAAUAUUUUAAUUUUUGUAUUUUAUUUGUGAGAAAUUUUUAAAUAAAAUUUUGUUAAUAUUUUAAAUAGGCAUUUUAUUGAGUUCACAAAAAUAAAAUAAUCAUUUAUAAAAAAAAGUCAAGCACCUAGUGCUACCUAAAUCUUGAGUUUCCUAAAUUAUAAUCAAAAAAAUGAUUGACCUUCACAGAUCAUUCAUAAAAGUGGCAUCCUAAUCCAAUACAUAUUUAUUUUAUGUAUGUACAGGGUGGUACAAUUUGAGCCUUAAAGUGGGGAGGUUCAUUUUUCUAGGGCCGGUUUAGUGGAGUCAUUUUUUUUUGUCUGACAUUUUGAGGGAUGAAUGUGGCCAACAUUAAAAAAAAAUUCUUCAUGUAAAUCAAUUUUUUUCUUCUGCAAAUUUUCGAACGGAAGGCAGGCAUUAAAAUCACCCACAUUCUCAUCAGCUUAGUAGCCAAAUUCAACCCUCAAAAUGCCAGACAAAAAAAAAUGACUCCACUAAACAGCCCCUCUAUCUCACAGUCUAAUAUUAAAAGCUCGUUUAAAAGUAUCCAAAUUGGACCACCCAGUACCUACUUUGGGUUAUUUUUCAUUGUUUUUUCUAUGCAAUAAGUACUAGUUUCAAAAUAAAACAUUUCAAGAGUGGUCGAUUUAAUUUGCAACCAAGUGCAAUAAUGGAAGAUUUUUUGAAAAUAAAUUACAGUACGAGCAGCAAUCAUUAAAUACCUCUUACAUACAGUUUCACAUACACAAUAUUGCUACUUAAUAAAUUGUGCAAAAGUCAAUAUUUCUCAAUUUACAGAGAGAAUAGAUGAAUACAAAAGGCAAAAAUUUUAAAACAAGGAACUGAAUAUAAUGUCUUUGAAUUUUCCUUAUAGGAUAGAUGAUAUGCUACAAAAAAUCAAACUUAAAAUUUUCCAAUUAGUUUCUACUAAUUGAAAAUAAAAAAAUAUAAUAACAGAAUAAAAAGUGGAAAUAAAACUAGAAAAAUAAGGAAUAUAAAAUAUCACAGUAACAAUUCUAUUAUGUAGUAUUUUCUAUACAUGAGACUUUUGGAUUAUUUUCUAGAAGAGAUUUUUUUCAAAAAUAAAUCAUAGAGGGUUACUCAAUUCUAUUUCUAGUCAUUGUUGGAAUUCUCAAACUGUGAAACCUAACAAGAAAUCUGAUAAGAGUAAUCAUUCUCAAGUAUUUAAAAUUUGUGAAAAUUACUGAAUCUGAGAAUUCCUCCAGAUAUCAAAAGCCAGAAAAAGGUGAAAAAAAUAGAAUAACCCCCCAUAACAAUUCAGAAAAAAUCCCACACUCACCUUUACAAUCAACACUUCUCAUUCCUAAACGUCUCAAUCUUAUGCUGAGCAAUAGUUUGUUGUUUCAUGUAACGUGCGUACAUUUGCCUGGCCUGAUUCAGCACCCUAGUGACAUCAUGUUUACGCACCAUCUUAUCGAAAUGCAUCGCCAUUUCAUUGUAAUCCAUACUUUUCCCGAUGAUAUGUUCGCGAUGUUGCAGUAGCACCGUGAGGCAGAGAAACAUUAAAAACGGAUUGCCGCCCCCGAAUUCGUGAGGCGGCGGCAGAAAAGUCGAAGUUUUGAUUUCUUGGACUUCUUCGCAGGAAUUGGUCAUGGUACCGUUGUGGAAAUUUUGACAGGCGACAAGGGCUCUGGGCUGUGGUAUCGGCUCGGCCAAAUUCACUACUACUUUCUGGGUGGUUUCGAUUUUGCUUGUCGAAUUUAUUAUUCUUAUGGGCGUUACGGUUUUGGUGGCCGACGUUUCGUUUACCAUUGUAGGGGCGUCAUAGUCGAUGUCGUUUUGUUCGUCCGGAGUGUCUUGCAAUUCGGGCACAGCGUUUUUAGGGCUGGUUUGGUGCAAAGGAUUUUCCCAAAUAAAUACGU
Messenger RNA from Ceutorhynchus assimilis (cabbage seed weevil), 8994 nucleotides. The record is from the annotation of a GenBank genome assembly. NCBI's taxonomy places the organism in Eukaryota, Metazoa, Arthropoda, Insecta, Coleoptera, Curculionidae.